CUUAAGAUCCCAGAGGAAGAUAUCGAACAGAUCCGUUUCGAACGCGUUCACCGCAUCCCUACUAAGAAAAAUACCAGUCAAGGACAGAACUCCAAACCUAGGCCUAUUAUAGCUAAAUUUAGCUUCUUUCAAGACAAGGAGUAUGUGUGGUCUUUUGUUAAAAACUUGAAAAACACUAACAUUUCAAUCGCGAAUGAUUUCCCCCGGGAAAUUGAUGAGAUACAGAAAACGUUAUAUCCCAUCUUGAAAAAGGCCAAACAGAGAAAGCAAACAGCCUAUUUCAAAGUUGAUAAGCUAAUUAUAAACGGGCAAAUCUACAGAGGUGAAGAAACAACCAAUCUCCCAUACUACGGUCUCAUUAUGGACACAAGAAACAGCGGAAACUAA
Molecule: messenger RNA, 387 nt
Organism: Porites lobata
Lineage: Eukaryota; Metazoa; Cnidaria; Anthozoa; Scleractinia; Poritidae
Source: the annotation of a GenBank genome assembly